Molecule: messenger RNA, 4900 nt
Organism: Sardina pilchardus (European sardine)
Lineage: Eukaryota; Metazoa; Chordata; Actinopteri; Clupeiformes; Clupeidae
Gene: arhgap17b
Product: Rho GTPase activating protein 17b
Exons: 21
Coding region: 594-3038 (814 amino acids)
Biological process (GO): signal transduction; positive regulation of GTPase activity; regulation of Rac protein signal transduction
Cellular component (GO): intracellular anatomical structure; cytosol; cytoplasm
Molecular function (GO): protein binding; GTPase activator activity
Source: RefSeq, a predicted model, not a curated record
UUGCCUACUGUUGACUUACAUAUUGACAAUAUAUUGUCCCUACAAUAAUUUGAUAUUCUGGGUUACGUCCAACCUACCAAACUGAAAAUAAGCUAAUUCAAUUGUAAACUGAAUGGUGUGGAAGUUUGUUAAAAAUCAUAUUCAUAUAAAUCGUAAGAGAACUGUGAUUUGACAGUUUGACACAUUACCAAUUCCGUGUAAGUGAAUCAAUGGCUUUGCAUUGUAGAGUAUCAUAUGUCACUGGCUAGUUUGCAAUUGCUACAUGUAGGGAAGUGAACACGACUUCCUCCUUCCCAGCCCUAUGGCUUUUCGAGUGCUCGCUGACUCUGUGAGCCACGAAGAAAUGUGGCGAGUGUAACAGAAAAAGGGCUUGUGGACGCCGAGUUAUUUUUUCAGCUACCCGCAAAUGAAACUUUGCGGGUGUUGACUCCAAUAUUAUUUCUGCGGACUAUUCAGCCCUUUGCUCAGCAGCGCGCAGCAGUGAAUACUAUGGCAGCAACCAAGCCUUCUCAGAACCAAGUUUAUGGAAGGAUAUAACGGGGAGGCCUGACAACUCUUCAAACUUCUGGGCGACAGCAUAAUAAGGCGUGAAAAUGAAGAAGCAAUUUAAUCGAAUGAAACAGCUCGCCAACCAAACAGUUGGAAGAGCUGAGAAAACUGAGGUGCUGAGUGAUGAUCUUCUCCAGAUUGAGCGUCGGAUGGAGGCCGUGCGGUCCGUCUCGCACAACGUGCACAAGAAGAUGCUGGCCUGCCUGCAGGGUCAGGUGGGGGCCGACGUGGACAAAAGACACAAAAAGCUUCCCAUCACUGCCCUCGCACAGGCCAUGAAGGAUGGGAGCGGUCACCUGGGUGACGACUCUCUGAUUGGUAAAAUGAUGGACCUCUGCGGAGAAGCUGAGGACCAACUGGCCUACGAUCAGUCUCAACAUGAGGUGCAGAUUCAGAAGGACAUCCUGGACCCUCUAAACCAGCUGGCUGAGGUGGACAUUCCCAACAUACUUAAGACGAGAAGGCAGUUAGCCAAGCUGGUGUUGGACUAUGACUCUGCAAAAGCCCGACACUAUCAGGCCAGCAAGUCCGCCAACCAUCACGCCCUGGCAGCAUCCAAAGAUGAGAUGGACGAGGCCCGGAACAAAGUGGAGAUCUGCAAGGAUCAGCUGGCUGCAGACAUGUACAGCUUCUUCUCAAAGGAGGGGGAUUAUGCCCGCUAUUAUGUCACGUUAUUAGAAGCCCAGGCCGACUACCACAGACGAUCGCUAGCCGCUAUUGAAAGAGUCCUUCCCAGCAUUCAGUCCCAGCAAGACUCGUGGACGGAGCAGCCCGCCUUCGGCUCGGCCCUGGACGACCACCUGAAGCGGAGCGGCCGGGACAUCGCCCUGCCCCUCGAGGCCUGCGUGAUGAUGCUGCUGGAGACGGGCAUGAAGGAGGAGGGUCUCUUCCGGCUUGCCGCAGGGGCCUCCAAACUGAAGAAGCUUAAGGCCGCUCUGGACUGUUCCACGUCCCAGCUGGAGGAUUUCUACUCCGACCCCCAUGCCGUGGCUGGAGCCCUGAAGUCUUACCUGAGGGAGCUGCCUGAGCCUCUCAUGACCUUUCACCUCUAUGAUGACUGGCUCCAAGCAUCAAGCGUUCCAGAUCCAGACAAACGGCUCCAGGCGCUAUGGGUGACCUGUGAUAAAAUGCCAAAGAACCACCAUGCCAAUUUUAAGUAUUUGAUUAAGUUCCUGGCUAAGCUUGCUCAGGACAGUGAUGUGAACAAGAUGACUCCCAGCAACAUUGCCAUAGUGUUGGGACCAAACCUCCUCUGGGCUAAAACCGAAGGAUCUCUGGCCGAGAUGGCAGCAGCAACCUCGGUCCAUGUGGUAACCAUCAUCGAGCCCAUCAUUCAGCACGCGGACUGGUUCUUCCCCGAUGAGGUGGAGUUCAACGUGUCGGGCAUGUUCACCGCGCCCGCGCACCCGACCGGCCACCCCGGUUCCCCGGGCCCCCUGGACUCGGACGCGCCCCCCACCCUGGAGCGCCGACGGCCGGGCAGCAUGACGGGGCCCCCCGCGAGCGGCGAUGGCGGCGGCGGCGGCGGUAGCAGCAGCAGCAGCGGCAGCGAGAGCCAGCGCAAAGACAGCCCCGCUAGCAAACAGCCCGAGCCCGUGCGUCGAGUCAGCAACUCUAUCCGAAAGCAGCCGUUCGCCUCGCCGCCCUUCCAGCCUCCGCUGCCCCCCUCCGCCGAGGAGGAGGCCGGGGCCGGGGCCGGCGCCGAGGUCAGCCAUGCCCAGGCCGAGGCCUCCCCGCUGGGCUGGGAGGGCGGCCAGGCCGGCCCGCUGCUGCUGUCCGCCGGGGCUCUCGCGCUUCAAGCUGUGCAGCAGCAGCUUCAGCAGCAUCUCCAGCAGCAGGCUGCUGAGCAGGAGAGCAGUGUGGGUAGUCGGGAGAUGCCCGCCCCCAGCCCGGUGUCCACGCCACAGCCCCAGAGGAACGGGCCGCCCGGAGGGACCCAGGGCCAGCUGAGCGUCGGGGCCCCAGCUGCAGGCUCCAAAGGGCCCAGCCCUGCAUCCAACCGCAGGGGUACAAAGAAGCAGGCCCCGGCUCCACCCAAACCCUCCCAGACGGCCGGUAGUCAGCCCCCUUCGGCCUCGUCCACCCCUGCAGCCUUUCCAUCCGUCACGCCCUGCCGACCCGCUCCCUCUCCCAACCCCUCCUUGUCCUCUUCCUCCUCCUCCUCCUCCGCCCCCAGCCCCGCCCCUCACCCUGUGGCCACACCCCGCCGCCAGUCCAGUUCCCAGUCCUUCCAGUCCCCCAGCCACCCGCCCCCUCAGCCCCCACCAGGCGGCGGCAGCAGCGGCAGUGCCGAGGCUGACCCUUCUCCCCCCAGAACCCCCACCCCGCCGGGCACUCCUCCCCACGAGGUCGGCGGCCACCAGACCGGCUCGCUCCCCAGGCCUAAGCCCGCUCCCAGGCCCAGACCUCGGCCCAACGUGCCACCGCCGCCAAACCCGCCCGCCAAUGGAGUCUGCGGAUCAGCCUCCAAGAUCAUAACAGAUGUGUGACCUACCGCACUGCCUCGAGAAGCGAGGCUCAAUGGCAGGCUAUGAAGGGAAUCUAAAGACGAUGGGGAGAGCUUUCAUUCCUCCCAUCGCAACGGACGAGACGAGUCAGAGCCCUCCCCCGGAGCCUGAGCCCCAACCAGAAAGCACCGCCCUGUGACAGACUUGCACUCUAGCCAAUCACUGCUCCCCCUAAAUCCCCAUCAGAGAGAAUCCAGCCAGUCCCCCACCACCACGUAUCCUAUCCCAGCUGGAGCCCAAGGCCUGUAAAUGUUGCACACAGUGCUUAAGAAGCUCCCCAUCAUCAUCUGGACCCCUUUCUGGUGGAUGUGAAUGUUGAUAUAUCUGUAAUUGUGUCUGAAUGUGAUGUCUCUGAAUGUGUUACACACACACACACACACACACACACACACACACACACACACACACACACACAUUGAAUUUCACUCUUACCAUUUGCCCUUGCCAGUUCCUUUCUUAUUGGUAUUAUUAACACGAUAAUUUCUGUGAGUGGCACCACUUUGGGUUGUGGUGUAUUUUGCAGCUUGAUGCUUUUAACUAAGUGCUUUUUUGAACGAUGUAUAUUGAAUAUACAUAGGUCUGUUGAACAGGAGAGUAAGGGAAAAGCAAAGCUAACCUGCGGCCAUGUGAGUCCACUGCUUUGCCCAUCCUCCCAUUCCACUGCUGCACUGUGAACUCUCUCUCUCUCUCUCUCACACACACACACACACACACACACACACACACACACACACACACACACACACACACACACACACACACACACACACACACACGUACGCACACACCUUCCAUUCACUCAUUACAUUACAUUCCACUCCUAUUUAGUGCUUGUAAUUACGCAUUUUUACGUUUUUCGUGAGAUGGUGAAAUAUUUUCAGAGGCCGCAUCAAGUCAAGCAAGUUUGUUUUCAUAUUUAGAUACAGGUCUGAGAAAAUUACAUUUUUAAAGAAACAUUUAUCUGACCAAUUUAGCUUAUGGUUCCUAAAAGUGGACAGGGGUAAUACGAGAAUAAGAUAUAUCAAAGAUUUUGAAUGUAAUUUUUCCAUUUUAAUAUGAAGCCAAAAGUUUGGUAUAUGAUUACAAAUUGGUCUUUUUAUAUUUGUUACUUGAUCUUUUUCCUGUCUUGUACUGUAUGUAUGUAUUCAGUUCAGUUUCUGUUCACCCAAAAGAGGAAUCCUUCCUCUUUUGGGUUUUGAGUUUGGUUAAACUCAGGACUAAAAAUAAGACAUGGCCUAAAUAAUUAGUCAUCCUUUCAAAUGUGAUGUUGAGUAUUAGAAAAACAAAAUGUCUCUCACGCACCCAAAAGGCUGUCCUUACAUUACUGGUCUUUCAGUUUCAGUGGUUUGUGUAGCUUAUAUAGCCUACAGCAAUACAUAUCAGUAUAUGCACUUGACAUGUUUAAAGGCAAUCAAGCGUCAAUGUCAUUAUUGCACACAUCCCGAGUCAUGAUCACAGUAUCGGAAAUGUCUGUUGUCCAACAUCCGACCUUGUCUUUACUGGCAGAAUUAUGUGCAAAGUGUGUGUUUGCACUUGAAAAAUGUAAAUACUGGCAAUGGCAGAACUGGUUAUGCUAGUAGUAGAAAAAACUGAUCUUCACACAGCUCAGCUGGAAAAUGCACAUGAUGUUUAAUGCCAAAGAGAUUCUCAGAUAUUCAGUCCUAGCAUACCUCUCAGUGCACUGGUGUCAUUCGAUCGUCAUUGUUGUGAUCGUUUUGCUAUGAUUGCAAUUGUAGUGACCAAAGCUGUGUUUUGUUUUUUUUUCAAUCUGUUUCCAUUCUAUGCACAUAUAACCUGUACAAAUGCUUGAGAAGAAAUCCAAUUAAAGAAUGUCAUUCAAGUAA